AUGCUUCGAAACAUGUGGCCAGGCGACGACGCCAAGCUCAGAGAGACGUUUGCAGUCGAGCUCACAGCCGACACCUUCGUUCCUAGGGGAAAGAUCGCCAAGCAGAGGAGGGCACUUCGCGAGAGAGAUCAUGCGGGGCGCAGCAGCUUCAGAGUGCAGAUCAAGUCGAGGUCAAGCAUGAGCACAGGCCGCUUCUCGAGGAAGGAGAUGGAAGCGCUGUGC
Messenger RNA from Guillardia theta CCMP2712, 222 nucleotides. RefSeq lists its product as hypothetical. The annotation marks the transcript as partial. The transcript is spliced from 2 exons. The record is from RefSeq and is a predicted model, not a curated record. Lineage: Eukaryota; Cryptophyceae; Pyrenomonadales; Geminigeraceae.